UAUCCGCCGAUUUGACCUAUGUGUUUAUUUCGAGGGGCUUCGCUCUCUGCAGGGACACGAGAUAUCGCGUGACGACAUCCGAAUCCUAUCGAUGAAUCUUCAUUAUCGCUGUUCCGUGCUUUGAAAACACGAUCAUCGCACAAGAAACACGUCUCAAAAUCUUUAGCAGUUUAUUGAAUUGAGGCACAUGGUGGUAUCAACUAGAAGAAUGUCGAAACGAACGCUGGAGCCAGUAGAUCAAUGGCUAGCUAAGGAAGGUUAUUUCAGAAAGCCUACUCCCAGAGAUCCGACCUGCUUAUUCAGGGCGAUCAGUGAACAGGUGUAUCAUACUCAACAUUAUCAUUUGCGAGUGAGAAAAGAAUGUACAGAUUUUAUGAUGAAAAAAAGGCAAUUGUUCACGGAUUCUAUGACAACAUCAUUUGAUUAUUAUGUGAAAGAAAUGCAGUGCUUCACAGAGUGGGGAGGCCCAAACGAAAUUCGUGCCUUGUCCCUGCUUUAUAAAAGAGACAUAAUCAUAUUUGUUGGAGAAAAGCAGAUAUGUGAGAAUGUUACUAAUAAUGGUUUCAAAAAAGGCGUUAUAUUGCUAUGUCACACAGAACCGAAGCAAUACGAACCUGUUUAUCCAAUGGCUUUUGUCCAAUCGGCUGCUUACUGCCAAUCUAUUGUUUAUGAAGUUGUAUAUAGGUAUUUGUAUCAAAUGCCUAACAUAAAGACUGUUGCGGAUAAAAUGCUACAUAAUCGAAAUUCUGCAUUUAGACAUGACAAAUUUUUUCAGAAGGGAAAUCUUGAUAUUAGAGAACAAUUGAUUGAAGAUUUAUACAAAAAAGUGAAGAAUGAACAUAAUGACACAGAUGAAGUGCAAUCCGAUUGGAAGGGAGCACCACCAAUUCCUUAUAAAGUUGCAAAAGCGCUAGCUCCCGAUUAUUAUCGCAACAUAGAGUUAGACAUAUGGCACGAAUUGAAACGAGAGGUAAAAUCCGCAGGCUGGAAUAGGUACAACAGUAAUGAGCUUCAAGUCGGUGGCAAAUGUUUGAUAGAAAUCAGUAUAAACGAUUUAGAACAAUGUGACAGAAAUAAUAACAAAAGUUUGUGCGCUAAUUCGUCAGAUCGUAGUGCUAGUGAGAGUAACAGUAAGACUGAACAGCAAAAAUUGAAGCAGGGGCCCCUUUGGCUCCAUGGUUAUAUACAAGAAAUGCAUACAAAUAGAGAACCGGUCUUAGUCUUUAUCAAAGACCUCGGAGAGAAAAAAUUUGUCCCAUAUGAUGCUCUAAAACCAUUACCUGUAGUGAGGAAAAAUAGGCAGAAAAAUUGGGUAGCAGUCAAUAGAAAUCAUUCGGUUAAUUCAGAUUCAAGUCGACGAUGGAAUAAAUCAUAUAACUCAUUCUCGCGAAAGAAAAAAGGCACCAUAAAUAUGGUACAUGGAACAAGUAAUGCAAAUAAAAAUACAUUAGUGAAUAACGAUGACAAUAAUAAUAAUAAUGUUGAUAGUGACGAUAUCAAUGAUGUUGAUAAAACUAGAACUGAUGAGCAAAACUACGAACUUUCUGCAAUAGAUCAAUGCCAAACAGAGAAUCAGUCUGUAGAAGAUUAUUGUGAUCAUACGACAAAUGAAGAAGCUAACAGCUUGCCUGUGAUGGUUACACUCAACAAUUCACAGUCCAUAGUGUCAAACAGUGUAGCGCAAAAAGUAGGAGAAGAGCAUAAAAAAGCAGUAUUUAGAAAAGUGAACAAUACUGCAAGAAACAAAACUGAAAGAUCUAAUAAUUCUCGUAAUAGUCUUCAGAAUUCAUGCACAAAACUAAAAGUGUUAGAUGAGAAUUAUUGUUCACCUUGCGAUGGUAACCAACAAGUCGACAUGGGCGGCAAUCCGAAUGUAUCUUAUGUUGUCGCAGAUAAUGGCAAUACAUACUCCGUUUAUCCAUACAUGCCAGGGAAUUUUGGAGAGCACAAUCAAAUGGAUCAUACAUUCGCAUCUAAUUUCUUUUAUAAUCUACACCUGCUACAUUUGGAGGAUACUUUUCGUACCUUAAACCCAACUUAUUAUGGACCUAUGAUGUAUGGGCCGGGUCAUCACGGCGUGCAACCUCUAGGAGCACCAUCGGGAAAUGCUCAUGUUCCAUGUAUGCAAGAAGAAAUGGAGCAUCUUGUUAACGGGAUGCAGAAUUGUUCGCUAACGUAUAGUGAAGGAGCAGGUGCUAAUGAUGAUAUUUCCAACACUUCGCAUCAGAGCAUGAAUAGUGCACAGAAUGCAAGGCAGCCGAAGCAAGGACUGAAAAGUUUAAGUGGAAAAGAUCCCUCAUAUCAAGUUGCACAGAAAGGAAAACAGACUGGAACUGCUAAAGGCACAGGCAACAGGAUGCGAAAUCGCCAGCAGAAUCGUGGAUCGAUGUAUUCGAUGCAGCAGCACCCGAGUCAGCAAUACGGCGCGGCAUACGACACGUGUAGAAACGAUACGCACGUGAUACAGCAUGGCCGAUCUUGGGAUCCGAUGUUGCAUCAAGUAAUGUCUAAUGCGCCGAACGCUUACGCAUCACCGCAAUAUGCGCCACCGCCGCCGGGUGUAUUCUCUUCUCCGGUACCGUAUCAGGAAAUGCCAUCACACUACACCACGGGAAACGGUAGCUAUGUACCAGUGCCGUCAUAUUUACCACCUCAGCACGUCGAUGCGGCCGAGAACGCGACUAUGCCGUCGUAUCCGCAACAUCUUUACUCGCCAACAGAAAGUCCUUACUCACCGAGUCAUCCGCCAACAGCGGGCCAGCCGAUGCUGUAUUCGCAUCCUGUGAUGUAUCCACAGCCAAUGCAGUAUCAUGCUAUGUUGCCGCCGCACGUGCAAGAACAAUGGAAUCCAGUAUUGGGACCACAGCCUUAUAUGCAAUGCGCAGCUUCAGCUCCGCCGCAAGCGCAGAUGGUGGAGCCGUCUUCUAAUGGACAAUGUACCACUCCGAAAGGUUCGCUUUAAAUCAUACGUGAUAUAUUUACCUGAAGACUGAGAAUAAUUGUAAGAUUUACUGCAGUAACAAAAGUGAGAAUAACAUUUAGCGUGAUUAAUCAUAGAGUUUAUUCACUGAAAAAGAGAUUUUGAAGACCUGAGGUUAUAACUAUAAAACAUAAGAUUUACUGCAGUAAAAUUAAAAAUAGUUGAAAUAGAUUAAAAUUAACUAUUGUGUAGCAAUAAUUUUUUGGAGUAUUUAUAGAGAUUCAGGUUAAUUAUUGAAAAGUAAGAACAAUAUUGUAAAGCAAAUUAAUUGCUUAUGAUUCGUCAUUCUAAUAUCAUCGUUAGAAGCCAAAGAGAUCGUUCACUGUGAUUUUCUGUAAUUACCUGCCUCGUGUAAUCGAUAGUGAUAGCUAAGCGAGAUCCAUUCAAUCCAAACUAUCAACGCAAUAAAAUCUCGCUACGAUAAAUCGUGAUGAGCAAACUAUUGAGAGAGAAUAUAUACCAAGGCUGUGUUCCAAUAUUCACUGACAGUACUGAAAAUCUAUAAUGCACGUGAUGUAAACUAUAUAGUAACUAUAUAGAUUUUUAAUACUGGCAAUAAACAUCAGAAUGCAGUCUAUGUUAUAUUGCGAUCGACGAAUAAACUGUAUGAUAUCGUUAACGCACACGUCAGCGUCAGCAAUGUUAUCUGGAAUUUCUGUAAGUAUACUCGUAUUUCAAUGAGAUUACGCAACGUAUCGAAAUAUUCGCUCCGCCGCUCAGUUUUACCGGAGAAGGAAAUGUAACAAUGCACUUUUUCCAGGUUUUAUUAAUCGAAGCAAUUUACUUACAAAAGCCAAUAUAGGGCAAAGAAUGAGAAUACGCGGAAUGACUGCCAUCAUGAUGCUUACACCUUUACCAUAUAAUAAAAAUAUAUAAUAUUAUAUAAUAUAACAAAGAGAUCGAUAUCAUUUAUGACACAGAUUACGAGAAACAUGAAAAAAAAAAAUCAUCUCGUGUUAAAAAGGAUCUUAUGUCAUAAUAUGGUUAAAAAAUUACACGAAACAAAAAAGAUAAGUUAUACAAGAUUUUACGACGAAAUUUUCAUUAUUUUAUCUGUAUCACUAAUAAGAUGAUAUUUCAAUUCUACAGUAUACAUUAGUUUGUCCAAAGACUUGUCUUUAUAAUAUAAUAUAUAUUGGAUUUGAAUCCAUAUUAAUUACAAUAAUAAUAAAUAUAAACAGUCACAUAUCCUUACUUUUACGUUAAAGCUUGAAAGAUCAUAUAUAUUAAUGUAUUUAUAAUAUAAAUUGCAUUAACAAAAUUAACUUGUUCAUUAUUUAAUAUUUCUUUUACAGUAUUGUUAUUUAGUUUUAGAGCAACAAAAAAGAAAUUCAAGGAGUUAAAGAGAGAUAUUUAAUAUUAUCGAUACAAAUUAUAAUAUUACACAGUAUUCGACAAAAUGUAUGUCAACGAUCAAUAGUAUGAUAUAUAUUAUUAGAAAUUUAUUGAAGUUUAAAUAAAAGAAAGAUAUUCAUAUAAAUACAUAUCUAUAUAUAUGGAUUUGGAUUUAAAAUAUAUUAAAAGUCUCUGAUGAAUAAAGCUAUAAGAACGCCAAUAAAACAAAAAAAUUCUUCAAUUAAUUAAUACAAUAAAAUUUAAAAAGUUCAGCGAUUAAUUGUUAAUGAAACCGAGUACUUUCUUAUAUAUGCAUACUUCUAGGAAAUUCUAAUAUCGAACCGUACAAUAAUCUUCCCCAUAUAUAUAUGUGUGUGUGUGAAAAGAAAGAUUACUCCUUAAGAUAAGCACCUUAAAAGUGAUACAGCUACAUAAAAUCGCCAUUACAAAGCUUGAGUUUGAUUUUUAAAUCGCCGGUAUUCUCUACACUCGUAUAUCGUACAACAUGCUAAUGCUAGAGGCACCCUAAGAGCUGAGAUUCCACAAAAAGUAAUCAAGAAAAGGUCUAGUGUGAUACACGAAGCUUAAUGUUAAACUAUUUACACGUAUAUUACACUUGAUCUUCGCUAUAUACAAUCGUAAAUCUCAGGAAGAUAUUAUUGAUAAUGAAGAAAAAAAAACAGAGAGAUGGAAUGAUAGAGUCCUACGUUUCUUCGUAAUGUACAAUCUCCAUAAACAUAGGAGCGUGACUUGUAAGGAAAUACUUAUAGCGACUAUACUCUCGUGCUACUACUUGGUGUCGACAAAUCUAUUUGGCAUUAGAGAGGCCGCGAAAUCUUUACAGUUUCGUGUAUAUUUUCACGGUGUACUAUUAAUUUUCCUUGCAAAAUUUCCGCAUUCAAGAGCUAAAUGUCCUAUGCAUUUCCACGAAAAAAAAAAAUCCUUAUUCCUCAUUACACAAUUUUACAUAAUAAAACUUGCUGUAUUAGACUCUGGCAUAGUUACCGUUGGUGUCUCGUCAAGUGGAGCAAACUCUAUAAGACAUAGUGCAUCGAUCAAUCGUAUUAUCUAUCUGUACAUUCGCAACACAGUUCAAAUACACAAUAAUCUUAACAUAUUUAAUAUUGGACUGAUAAAAAUGAAGGGAAGGUGGAAGGAACUGAAAAAGGGAAAAGUGGAGCGCGUUGAAUGAUUAGAAAAAUCACAACAAUAUCUAGAAUGAAAAAUAAUAACGAAAAAUUUCCACUCGAUAAUAAACAAUUGUCUUUCCGAUCGCUUUCAAAGCAAUAUGGAAAGAGCGUAUAAUUUAUUAAUAUAGUGUUGGUUUGUUUACUGGUCGAUUAACCAACACGCGACAGAGUUUAAUGAUCGGUUAAAAAAUUAUCAUUCGUGGACACUUAUGCGAAGGAGGAAAGCAAAACAGAUAACGCUGCGACGCGUUUCUCAGAAAUUUUAUUUUCGCAUAAUCCAUGAAAAAGAGAAAUCAUUUUACCAUAAUUCUCAUAUAUUCCAUUUCAUUCAGUCACUAUUUAUAUACGAUAAAAGUAUUACAGUAAUUUGCUAUGUACGAAUUAAUCUUUAUAGCCACUUUCAUACCAGAUCUGAAUCGUAGGCUCGUUAUGCUAUAGGACCCCAGGAUGUCAGCUCUGAUUUGAAAACAACUCUCUUCUCUCUAUAUAAGUCCAUAUUAAAUAUAUUUUACAAUAAUAUUAUCAUUGUACAUGAGAACAACGUAUGCUCUACACCUCGCGUUGCUUAUCGCUAAUUAACCAGCGCAAAAGAAGAAUUUUCACUGUUUGAUUAGAAUAAAAUUAAAAAUGUAUAGAUAUAAUGCACAUGGUAUACAUACACGUAUAUCAUAAACAUUUUCAUCAAUGAAAAAAAAAAAAAAAAAA
Molecule: messenger RNA, 6210 nt
Organism: Formica exsecta
Lineage: Eukaryota; Metazoa; Arthropoda; Insecta; Hymenoptera; Formicidae
Biological process (GO): protein deubiquitination
Molecular function (GO): cysteine-type deubiquitinase activity
Source: RefSeq, a predicted model, not a curated record